AUGGCACAGCCCGCCGAGGAACUCGAGACCGUGGUCCUGAACGAGGAUUUCCCCGAUCGGUGGGUGAAGAUCGGCACCAACCUAGGUCCCGACCUCCGAAGACAGUUCAUCGACUUCUUACGGCAGCAGGCGGAAGUCUUCGCCUGGUCUUAUGACGAUAUGCCCGGCAUAUCACCUGAUGUCAUCAGCCACAAGCUCAGCAUCUCCAUCGCCCACAAACCGGUCAGACAAAAGCGCCGCUCGUACGAUGCCGAACGGUACGAGGCAAUGCGUGCCGAGGUUGACAAGCUCAAAGCCAUCGGCUUUAUCAGGAAAGCUACGUACCCUGUUUGGCUUGCCAACUCAGUCAUGGUUCGGAAGGCCAGAGGAGGAUGGCGGAUGUGUCAGGACUAUACCGACCUGAAUAAGGCUUGUCCGAAGGACAGUUUCCCCUUGCCGAGAAUCGACCAGCUCGUCGAUGCCACCGCCGGACACGAGCUGCUCAGCUUCAUGGACGCAUAUUCAGGAUACAACCAGAUCUUCAUGGACCCUGCCGAUAGAGAACAUACGGCAUUCAUCACAGAUCGCGGUUUGUACUGUUACAACGUCAUGCCUUUCGGCCUAAAGAACGCGGGGGCAACUUAUCAACGGCUCGUCAAUCUGAUUUUUGCCAAGCACAUCGGCGGCAUCAUGGAGGUGUAUGUCGACGGCAUGUUGGUGAAAAGCCGAACGGCAGGGGAGCAUCUGGAAAACCUGGCCCUCAUGUUCGGUAUACUAAAGGACUACCAAAUGAGGCUGAACCCAGCGAAGUGCGCCUUCGGUGUAUCCUCCGGUAAAUUUCUCAGAUUCAUGAUCAGCCAAAGGGGAAUCGAGGCUAAUCCCGAGAAAAUCAAAGCCAUAAUCGACAUGGAGACGCCGAAGACACAGAAAGACAUUCAGAGCCUUACCGGACGUGUCGCAUGGACUCGCGAAUGCGACCUCGCAUUUCAAAACUUGAAGAACUACAUGAGCCAAGCACCGCUAUUAUCAAAACCGCUCCCUGGAGAGGUACUACUGCUAUACCUUUCGGUAUCCAACACUGCCGUUAGCUCAGUGUUAAUACGGAAGCCAGAGAAAGCAGAGCUACCGAUUUCUAUGUCAGCAAGGCACUCUAGAGCGCAGAGCUUCGGUACCCACCCUUAG
Molecule: messenger RNA, 1161 nt
Organism: Prunus armeniaca (apricot)
Lineage: Eukaryota; Viridiplantae; Streptophyta; Magnoliopsida; Rosales; Rosaceae
Source: the annotation of a GenBank genome assembly